Talaromyces stipitatus ATCC 10500 is the source of this 1506-nucleotide messenger RNA. Its product is annotated as tRNA methyltransferase subunit GCD14, putative. Gene Ontology annotation, cellular component: tRNA (m1A) methyltransferase complex; nucleus. The record is from RefSeq and is a predicted model, not a curated record. Gene Ontology annotation, biological process: tRNA methylation. Lineage: Eukaryota; Fungi; Ascomycota; Eurotiomycetes; Eurotiales; Trichocomaceae. Bases 79 to 1440 code for a protein of 453 amino acids. The transcript has a single exon.
GCGCAACUGAUGGUGACACACUAUUCAUAACAAAUUAUUCAUAUUGACUGAAAAUACUCAAGAAUAAUUACAAUCGAUAUGCCAUCCCCCUUCUUCAAUCCCGGCACAACCUCGCAUGCCGAUCAACUCGCCAUCCUACACCUACGAAGAGACGCCUUAGUCCCCACCAUCCUCCGAACCCACGACGACGAAAACCUAGGCUACGACGAAGGAAAAGUCACAAAUACACGCUUCGGAUCAUUUCCACACAGUACAUUGAUCGAUCAACCAUGGGGCUCUCAAAUCGUAGCCUCGGAGGUCAACACGGGUAGGAGAUCGAACAAGAGAGGAGGAAAAAGAAAAGCGGCAGCUCUGAAUGACGGUGAUGAUACUGCUACCAGUACUGCUGCGACUACUGCAUCUCCGAAAACUGCGAGUAGUGGAUUCAUUCAUUUGUUACCGCCUACGCCUGAAUCGUGGACUUCGGCACUACCGCAUCGGACGCAGGUGGUUUACACGCCUGAUUAUAGCUAUAUUCUUCACCGAUUGCGUGCCUCGCCGGGAAAGACGAUUAUCGAAGCAGGUGCUGGAAGUGGCUCGUUCACGCACGCCGCUGCUCGAUCAGUUUUCAAUGGUUAUGAAAGUCUCCGGCCAGCACAUAAGAAACAAAAAACAAGACUAGGCAAAGUCUGCAGUUUCGAGUUCCACGAAGCCAGAGCUGGGAAGGUCCAAGAAGAGCUGGUACAGCAUGGUCUAGAGGACGUUGUGCGAGUCACGCAUCGAGAUGUCUACAACGAUGGCUUCUUACUCGGCGAUGAACCAUCAGAAAGAUCAUCACCAAAGGCAAACGCCAUCUUUCUGGAUCUACCAGCCCCCUGGCUAGCACUCAAACACCUCGUGCGAAACCCAGAGGAUGGCUCCAAGUCACCUUUGGACCCAUCCUCAGCAGUACGCAUAUGCACAUUCUCGCCUUGUAUGGAACAGGUCCAAAAGACGAUCAGUGUGCUUCGCCAAUACGGCUGGCUGUCUAUAUCAAUGGUUGAAGUCAUGCAUAAAAGGAUAGAGGUUCGAAGGGAAGUAGUCGGUCUAGAUAAUGAAGGCGUGAGACGGGCAAUCGUAUAUCCGAAAUCAGUGGAAGAGGCAGUUGGGAAAUUACGCGUUGUUGAGAAUCGGUUAAAGGAGUUUAAGACGAUUCAGAGGGAGGCUGCUACUGCUGCUGCUAAUGGUGAAGCCGUUGUUAAAGUUGAAGAAUCAAAUGAUUCGUCAUCUCAGAAACAACCACCACGGAAUGAUCAGAAAAUGGCGCAAGUGCCUAGCUAUGAACUCGGCAGACUGGUCCAUCGCAGCGAACCAGAUAUCAAGACUCAUACUUCAUAUCUCGUCUUUGCAGUAUUGCCUCGUGCGUGGUCGGAGGAAGAUGAACAGAAAGCGAGGGAGUUAUAUCCAUCGCGGCCUACUUAGUACAAUGUACAUACAAUACUGGGUAGAAAAAGCAUAAAAGACGGUUUAUGCCGAGUUUGGAUAUCU